This is a messenger RNA of Oryza brachyantha (malo sina), 1519 nucleotides long. Its product is annotated as peroxidase 1-like. Gene Ontology annotation, molecular function: heme binding; peroxidase activity. Lineage: Eukaryota; Viridiplantae; Streptophyta; Magnoliopsida; Poales; Poaceae. The coding region runs from base 143 to 1165 and encodes 340 amino acids. The record is from RefSeq and is a predicted model, not a curated record. Gene Ontology annotation, cellular component: plasmodesma; plant-type cell wall. Gene Ontology annotation, biological process: hydrogen peroxide catabolic process; response to oxidative stress. The transcript has 2 exons.
AUGGGUGCAAGUGUAGUGUGUAUAUAUAUAGAAGCAGCUUCGUUGCAUCUAUAUCCAGCGAGCCAUCGUCUCUCCAACAUUUUAAUUUGUACACUGAAGAAGAAGAAGUUAAUCCAGUAUAUAGAUAGCUGCUGCGAUUAAUAUGGCGGGGAGGAGCAGCGGCCGGGUUAUCAACAGCAGGAUGUCGGCAAUCAUGGCGGCCGCCGUGCUGGCCCUGUGCAGCUGUGCUGCGGUGACGACGGCCCAGCUGGAGAUGGACUUCUACAGCAAGACGUGCCCCAAGGUGGAGGAGAUCGUCCGGCGGGAGAUGGAGGAGAUCCUCACGGUGACUCCCACGCUCGCCGGCCCGCUCCUCCGCCUCCAUUUCCACGACUGCUUCGUCAGGGGCUGCGACGCGUCGGUGCUGAUCGACUCGACGGCCGGCAACGUGGCGGAGAAGGACGCCAAGCCCAACCUCACCCUGCGCGGCUUCGGCACGGUGCAGAGGGUCAAGGACAAGCUGGACGCCGCCUGCCCGGCCACCGUCUCCUGCGCCGACGUCCUCGCCCUCAUGGCCCGCGACGCCGUCGUCCUCUCCAAGGGCCCCUCCUGGCCGGUCUCGCUCGGCCGCCGGGACGGCCGUCUGUCCAUCGCCAACGACACCAACCAGCUGCCGCCGCCCACCGCCAACUUCACCCAGCUCGCCCAGAUGUUCGCCGCCAAAGGCCUCGACGUCAAGGACCUCGUCGUCCUCUCCGGCGGCCACACGCUUGGCACGGCGCACUGCGCGCUGUUCUCGGACCGGCUGUACAACUUCACCGGCCUGGAGAACGACGGCGACGUGGACCCGGCGCUGGACAGCGCGUACAUGGCGAAGCUGAAGGCCAGGUGCCGUAGCCUGAGCGACAACACGACGCUGGGAGAGAUGGACCCCGGCAGCUUCCUGACCUUCGACGCCAGCUACUACCGGCUGGUGGCCAAGCGCCGGGGGAUCUUCCACUCCGACUCGUCGCUGCUCACCGACCCCGUCACCAGGGCCUACGUGGAGCGGCAGGCCUCCGGCCACUUCGCCGACGAGUUCUUCCGCGACUUCGCCGACUCCAUGGUGAAGAUGAGCACCAUUGAUGUGCUCACCGGGUCGCAGGGCGAGAUCAGGACCAAGUGCUACGCCAUCAAUAAUCACUGACGACGUGACUACAUCCAUCCAUCCAUCCAUCCAUCCAUCUCCAUGAACGCUAAUGCUUCGACGUAAUUAAUUUGCAAAUGUUUAUUAAUCUGGUUGGUUUGGUUUGUGCGUAUAGACUGCCGGACGAUGGCCGGGUUUCAUGUUUUGGCUUUAAAUUUGUUUUUGGAGUGCGUCCGUGGUAUGCAUGUUGUUCAACUCUUCUCUGUUGAUUCAUGAAUCAAUGUAUGUAAUAAGUACAAACGUGACAACAAAAUAUACUUUCGCAAUUUGUCACUAGUAUAUAUUCUGUUAGCAUGCAACACUCAUCUCCAAUUCACAUCACAACAACAUUCAAUACAAACCUCAAAUGUUUGG